UUUCCAGUGACUUUAGAGAUCCCAGGCUCUGCAAAGGAAGUGACAACAUCAGUCAUUUCAACAGAGCUUGCCAAGAAGUUCCCUAAAUACAAAGUUGAACGUCAACGAUUGACAACCGAGGACAAGAAGGCACUUGAUGCUAGCAAGACCCUGAACGAACAAGGACUUGAAGACGACUGCACUAUUUACUUUAAGGACCUUGGGCCACAAAUUGGCUGGCGCACCGUAUUCUUGAUCGAAUAUGCAGGCCCCGUCUUGAUCCACCCCAUCUUUUAUUAUCUAUCCAAAGCAAUUUAUGGCACCCAAGUCGCCCACUCACCUAUGCAAACAGCCUGUUAUUACAUGGUGAUGGCUCACUUUAUCAAACGCGAAUUGGAAACCGUAUUCGUUCACCGUUUCUCUCAUGGCACAAUGCCUUUCCGUAACGUCUUUAAGAACUCUGCCCAUUAUUGGUUAUUAUCAGGUGCCAAUUUGGCAUUCUGGCUCUAUGGACCCUGGUUUGCUAAGGAUAAGACAGCUAGUGUUCGCAAUGACGUCUGGCUUUAUGGAUCCGUAGCUGUUUGGGCUUGGGCAGAAAUUUCCAACUUCUUUACACACAUGACUCUUCGCAACUUGCGUCCUCCUGGAACGCGUGUACGUGCCAUUCCUUAUGGUUAUGGAUUCGAUUUAGUUUCUUGUCCCAAUUACUUUUUUGAAUUCAUUGCUUGGUCAGCGGUUUGCUUCCUUAGUACAAGCUGGAGUGCUUUCCUCUUUAAUGUAGUUGCUACUGGUCAAAUGUAUGUUUGGGCCGUCAAGAAGCACAAGAAUUACAGAAAAGAGUUUAAGGAAUAUCCUCGUAACAGAACAGCCAUGUUCCCUUUUAUU
Rhizopus microsporus ATCC 52813 is the source of this 864-nucleotide messenger RNA. RefSeq lists its product as uncharacterized. Gene Ontology annotation, molecular function: oxidoreductase activity, acting on the CH-CH group of donors. The record is from RefSeq and is a predicted model, not a curated record. The annotation marks the transcript as partial. Gene Ontology annotation, biological process: very long-chain fatty acid biosynthetic process. Lineage: Eukaryota; Fungi; Mucoromycota; Mucoromycetes; Mucorales; Rhizopodaceae. The transcript is spliced from 3 exons.